AUGGCGCUCGCAGUGGACGCGCUCUCCUGUCGCCGCCCACUCCCCUUCAGAAGCAGAGGUUGGAAACUGCAAAGCCCGGUUGCUACAUGGAAACAUAUGCAGUCUCGCCGACUUACUGAGGUCAUAACAUUUGCGCCAAAGAACACUAAGAGGAAAAGGAGAAGUUUUCAAAACGAGUCAAAAGGAUUCGUUGUUGGUGCCCCAAGGACUGCUGUUCUUCAGGCUUGCACUCUCACAUCAGGCUUGCUGCUUGCUGGAGGGCUUCUGCUUCGCCAGUGUCCUGAACUCUUUAUGAACCCAGAUUGCUUACCUUUUGCCUUCUGUAUCAAAGCCUGA
Messenger RNA from Miscanthus lutarioriparius, 336 nucleotides. The record is from the annotation of a GenBank genome assembly. NCBI's taxonomy places the organism in Eukaryota, Viridiplantae, Streptophyta, Magnoliopsida, Poales, Poaceae.